GUUAGGUUCGUUUAGGUCUGUGCUCUAGGCGUUUAUUCGCCCGUUAGUACGCCUAGGAGCUUUAGGUCUUAGCUGGGUGUUAAUGAGUACAUGUACCUAAGUACCUCAUACGUCAAUCACCUCCCACUUCGGGAUCUUCAAAUCGAUUGAUGCGACUUUCUUUCUUAACACAACAUACUUCGUUUCGACCUCAUUUCUUACCUAAACAAAUCGCAAACAAAUAUCGAGGGUACUACUACCAGUAUCAUUAAGAAACGAUGGAAGAACCCCAAAUUACAUCGCCGGGGACAUCCGUCAUAAACCCCAAAGUCCUCAUUAUGAUGGCCGACUAUGGCCACGAUCCUACAGAAACUGCCGUCCCCUACACUGCGUUCAAGAAUGCAGGCUACGAUAUCAAGUUCGCGACCGAGAACGGAAAGCCGCCGCGAUGCGACAAGAAAAUGUUGGAGGGGUUCACCCAAAAACUACUCGGAGCAAAAAAGGAAGUCGUCACUUUGUACAAGAAAAUGGCCAUAAGUGAAGAGAUGCGCCACCCGCUCUCCUGGUCCGACCCCAGCUUUUCCCUCGACCCUUUUGACCUCGUCGUGUUCCCCGGAGGCCACGAGAAAAGUGUUAGACAAAUCAUCGAGUCCCCCAUCGUACACAAACUCGUACUAGAUUACUUCCCCAAGACAAAGAAGCCGAGUAAGAAAGUGAUAGGCGCUGUGUGUCAUGGUGUGAUGGUCUUGUCCGAGUCGAAAGAUGCCAAUGGGAUAAGUGUCAUUCGCGAUUGUAACACUACAUCGCUGCCUGCGAAAUUCGAGCAGGCGGCGUAUUGGGGAACACGGGCGGUGCUCGGUGAUUAUUACAAGACAUUUGGCGCACAAAGCGAAAAUACUGAGGACUCGGUCAGAAAGGUUCUUGCCGACCCAUCUCAAUUCAAGGCCAGUCUAAACCCAGGCCCUUUCACUGUCGAGGACGAGCAGUACAAUUACAUCAGUGCUCGAUAUCCCGGCGAUGCGGAGUUAUUCGCCGAAGAGAUUAUCAAGCUCUUCGAGAGCUUCCACAAGAUUGUCUAAAUUCUUUCCACAUAUGGUUGGUCUAUAUGCGCAUAGAUCUACCGGUUUGCAAAUUGUUGAUACCCUCACGGCGAAUCUGGAUUACGAAAGAAUGA
Hypoxylon trugodes is the source of this 1153-nucleotide messenger RNA. RefSeq names its product class I glutamine amidotransferase-like protein. NCBI's taxonomy places the organism in Eukaryota, Fungi, Ascomycota, Sordariomycetes, Xylariales, Hypoxylaceae. The record is from RefSeq and is a predicted model, not a curated record. The coding region runs from base 258 to 1058 and encodes 266 amino acids. The transcript has 5 exons.